CCGAAUCCUCUUCAUCUGCUAUCUGUUGAAAAUUGUCUCAAAUUCUCCUCGUUAUCUUCUACUCCAUCGAUCUCAAAUACAUUUUCAUUCGGGUAAUUCAUUAUACACAAUGGGUAGUAAAGAGGGCUGUUCUCUCAAACGCGUCUUAAAAAGGACUUUGGGAAAGGCAAGAAAGACAGAGACAGAUGACCCUGAUAGAGCUGACACUCGGAUUUCAACUGGGAGCCCUCAAGUUUCAGCCCCAGCAGUGCUAAUCACUAAGCGGCCAACUACAGACCCUCCUAUCAGAGACCCGACCGUUCUUAGCGAAGAGUCCAAGACAGAGCGCAACCCUAUAGGAACUAUUGGAGAAGAGAUAACUACAUCUUCAGACAUAGAGCAAGCUGCGAAUUGUUCUAUCACAGAACCGUCUACUGUUUCUCGCUGGGACCAAGCCUAUGAUCAAUUGAAAGUCGACCAGCCCGGGCUUUUACUCGACUAUGAGACUCUUUUAUCCAGAGUACCUAUCAAAGCUCAGUCAAACACUCCUUCGGCCCGUGGCUCGGUAGACAACACCGGUGAUAUCAAGAACAUCAUCCCCGCGAAUGAUCCAGCUGCGCGUCAAGAGAUAAUGAAAAGCAUUAUUGAGCUGGGACUGAAGCAUGUUGAGGACAGAAAGUUCAGGGUAACACUUUUAGGCCAUGAGAUCAGUAUACAAGAUGAGCUGGACAGAGUUGGUGGAGCAGUGGAAUGGGCUCAGGACUAUGUGAAAGAUGCAAUCAAGGACGUGCCGUAUGCGCCAGCUGUGAUGGCAGGUAUUUCACUUAUCCUUCCACUUCUGAGAAGCCCAGCCAACGCCGAAGCUGCAAAUCGAGAAGGACUUACAUAUGUGACAUCGCAAAUGCGCUACUAUGUUCAGAUGGAGCCACUUCUCCUACCUGAAUAUCUGAAGAGUGGUGUGAAUGAAGAUCUGUCUGGGCGGGUGAUAGAUCUAUACAAAGCUGUCAUUACUUUCCAGGUACAGAGUGUCCUUAGGUUUUAUCGCAGCAGAACUAAGAACUACUUCAGAGAUGUCAGCAACUACGAUAACUGGAAAGAUCAAUUAGAUCAACUGAAGCAACAAGAGGCAGAGCUGGACAAACAGUUUAAAUCAGCUUUGGUAGGCACCGGUGUCAAUCAAUUGGUCAAGCUGACCGCAGAAGCGAAAGAAUCACGGAAAACGCUGAGCCAUAUUCUUCUUAAUAUCCAAAAGCAGAUGCAGGAGCUUGUUAGCAUCGCUCAAAAGAAUGAGAAACGCUUAACAGAUGCUGAGGACCGACGCCGUCGAGAAAGUCUUCAUGCCAGUGAUCCUGAGGCUGAUAAAAAGCGAAUUCAGGAUGAGAAAGGCGGUCUGUUUGAAGACUCAUACCGCUGGGUGCUCGAUAACGAAGAGUUCAAAAAAUGGAGGCACAGCAAUUGCUCUCAGCUCCUAUGGAUCAAGGGUGAUCCUGGAAAAGGCAAAACGAUGCUCAUGUGCGGUAUUAUUGAUGAGCUUUCCGAGGAGGUGACUGACGAGGGCAAUCUUAUAUAUUUUUUUUGCCAAGCAAACAACACCCGUAUCAACAAUGCUACAGCAGUUCUGCGGGGACUAAUAUAUAUGCUUGUCAAGAAACAACCCUCCCUUAUCAGUCAUAUCCAUGAUAGUAUAUCUGAGGAUGAUAAUUCAUGGUUUAAACUACAAGAUAUCUUUUUUGGUAUGCUUGGAGACUCGACCUUGAAAAAAACAUAUCUUCUUAUCGAUGCACUGGAUGAGUGUACCACAGAUUUAAAGAGGCUUCUUGGCCUUCUGGUCAAUAAAUCUUCCGCAAAUUCUCAAAUAAAAUGGAUUGUGUCGAGCCGCGACUGGCAAGAAAUCGAGAAAGAACUUGACAAAAUCACACAAACUCAAUAUUGUCUUGAGUUGCACGAGGAAAUCCUUUCAACUGCAGUUGAAUCAUAUAUUCGCCAUAAAGUGAAUGAAUUAGCAAGAAGAAAUGGAUACAAACCGGAUCUACAAGAUACAGUGCAGGAUUACUUGAUGUUGAAUGCCAACGGAACCUUUCUUUGGGUAGCUUUAGUGUGUCGGGGACUUACUGAUGUCGAUCAUUGGGACGUCAAAGACCACCUAGAAGAGUUCCCUGCUGGUCUUGAUGAGCUUUAUAUGCGAAUGCUAAGUCGGGUGAUGGCAUUGAGAAGAAAUAGUGCUACGAUAUGCACUUCAAUUCUGGGCAUAACAACAACCGUUUACCGGCCGAUUACAUUAUCAGAGCUUAUGGCUUAUGUCGACUUGCCUCAGGAGAUCACAGAUGACAUGCAAUCUCUGAAAAAGCUAAUAGGACUUUGUGGCUCUUUCCUUGCGCUCCGAGAAGACACAGUUACCUUGAUCCAUCAGUCCGCGCAAGACUUUCUCCUGAAAUACGCAUCUCAACAUAUCGCUCCUAAUGGGCUACAAGAGAUACACUACUCUAUCUUCUCAAAGUCUUUGGAAAGUGUGCAUGCAAAUUUGAAACGGGAUAUAUACAAUCUCAGAGACGAUACACUUUCUAUUAGUGAAGUCAAGCAGCCAGAUCCAGACCCACUAGCUAGUACAUGGUAUGCAUGUCUAUUCUGGGUAGAUCAUCUUAUUGACUACUUUCGCGGCAAAGAGACAAGCCAAGAACUGGAAGGCUUUCCUUUAAUCAAUACUUUUCUAUGCCAGGACUUGCUGCACUGGCUUGAAGCUCUCAGUCUAUCAAGAAGGAUAGCAGAAGGAGCUCGAUCAAUGCUGAGACUUGAAGGGUUAUUAAAGACAAGAACAAAAGACCUCCAGCUGAUUGACAGAGCUCGAGAUGCAUACCGCUUUAUUCUCUAUCAUAACAUAAUGAUAGAGAAUUAUCCACUCCAAGUAUAUACUUCAGCAAUAUUCUUUAGCCCUCGGAAUAGUACAACAAGGAUUCAAUUUGAGUCUGAGGAACUAUCGUCGAUGAAUGCCAAGUCAAUGAUAGGCGAGAGCUGGAGUGCCUGCCUGCAGACGCUCGAGGGCCACAGUGGCUCGGUCUUUUCAGUGGUCUUCUCGCAUGACUCCAAGCUGCUGGCGUCUGCUUCCGAAGAUCAGACCGUCAGGCUGUGGGACGCCGCCAGCGGCGCCUGCCUGCAGACGCUCAAGGGCCACAGUAAUUGGGUCAAGUCAGUAGUCUUCUCGCAUGACUCUAAGCUGCUGGCAUCUGCUUCCGAUGAUGAGACCGUCAAGCUGUGGGACGCCGCCAGCGGCGCCUGCCUGCAGACGCUCGAGGGCCACAGUCACUGGGUCAACUCAGUGGUCUUCUCGCAUGACUCUAAGCUGCUGGCGUCUGCUUCCGGUGAUCAGACUGUCAAGCUGUGGGACGCUGCCAGCGGUGCCUGCCUGCAGACGCUCGAGGGCCAUGAAGACACAGUUCGCUCUGUGGUCUUCUCGCAUGACUCCAAGCUGCUGGCAUCUGCUUCUGGUGAUCAGACCGUCAAGCUGUGGGACGCCGCCAGCGGCGGCUGCCUACAGACGCUCGAGAGUCAUAGUAAAUGGGUCCGCUCAGUGGUCUUCUCGCAUGACUCCAAGCUGCUGGCGUCGGCUUCCGCCGACCAGACCGUCAAGCUGUGGGACGCCACCAGUGGCGCCUGCCUGCGGACGCUUGAGGACUAUAGUCGCUUGAUUACAAAUCAUAAUCCGGAUGUCCUUAACUUGACUUACCUUGCGAACUCGCUAUUCUCUCAAGUAAAUCCUGAAUUACUGGAAUCUCAGGGAUUUGAAAUCAGUCCUGAUGGAACCUGGAUUACAUGGAAUUCAGUAAAGCUGUUGAAGUUGCCGUCAAUACUCAAGAUAUCAGCUGCUGCUGUAACAUUUUCGACCAUUUGUGUUGGUUUUGGAUCAGGGCAAGUUCUUAUACUGACUUGUGAUCGUUACUAACUAGUGUUAUCUACUUAGAGAAGUACAUGCGAAUAUAACAUCUUAUUAUUUACGGUCGUCUACUCUCCUUUAUUUUCUAAUCUCUUUGCAAAAGGAGGGCCUG
Aspergillus saccharolyticus JOP 1030-1 is the source of this 4019-nucleotide messenger RNA. RefSeq lists its product as uncharacterized. Gene Ontology annotation, molecular function: protein binding. The record is from RefSeq and is a predicted model, not a curated record. Bases 110 to 3916 code for a protein of 1268 amino acids. Lineage: Eukaryota; Fungi; Ascomycota; Eurotiomycetes; Eurotiales; Aspergillaceae. The transcript has 4 exons.